Molecule: messenger RNA, 1702 nt
Organism: Diatraea saccharalis (sugarcane borer)
Lineage: Eukaryota; Metazoa; Arthropoda; Insecta; Lepidoptera; Crambidae
Source: the annotation of a GenBank genome assembly
AAUAUCAAUGUAAUUUGUGAUUUGCGGUUCAGUAAAUACAUACUACACAAAAAAGAAAAAAGAAACACUGUAAAAUAACUAAAAAGAACAUCAAUGCCAAUCUAAAAUUUUACUUCCGAUUAUAGGUUUCCAUAUAUGAUGAGAAACCUUUGAAAGUGGCAAUAAUAACUGACGCACAUAUUGAUCCUUUAUAUGAACCAUACGGAGUAGCAGAUUGCAAUGAGCCCACCUGUUGUAGAAAAGGGCAAACUCCAGCUAUAAAACGACCUACUCAUCAGUCCAAAAGCAGUGAUAUUUUACUGGAAGAAAGCUUAGUUAAUUUUGAUGGUGCACAAAUGCUGAAUCUAAGUUUAGGACAAAAAAUGCGUAAUUUAUAUAAAAACGCAGCUAUAGGUUUUCAAUCGCGUAAUCUUGAGCCAGCCGGUUAUUGGGGAGACUACAGAAAUUGCGACUCUCCAAUUUGGGCAUUUGAUGAUGCCGUAGAAAAUAUAAAACAAAAUCAUGAAGACAUCGACAUUUUGUAUUACAUUGGAGAUACAAUUGAUCACGGAGUUUGGGAGACAUCUUACGAGCUUAUUAAUGAAAUGAACCAAUACCUGAUUGAAAAAAUCAGAAACACUUUCGGAAAUAAUGUUAUGGUUGUGCCAGUUAUUGCGAAUCAUGAAUCUCAACCAACGAACCAGUUUGCUCCAUCAUCGAUAGCAGCUCCUAAAUUAAAUACAACGUGGCUAUACAACUCUUUAGCUGAUAAGUGGAGUCCUUAUUUAACGCAGCCAGCAAAGACAUCUUUAAGAAAAAGUGGCGACUUCUCGCUGUUGGUGAAGCCCGGGUUGCGAGUCAUAUCACUUAAUAAUAACGUCGCAUACAAGUAUAACUGGUGGUUACUGUACGACCCUCUUGAUGCGAAAAAUCAUUUAGACUGGCUUGUGCAGGAAUUAUAUAAUGCUGAAUUAAAAGGUGAAAAGGUUCACAUUUUGGCCCACAUCCCACCAGGAACUCAAGAUCUAACAUAUACGUGGACUAGAGAAUACAACAAAAUUGUUAAUAGAUUCUCUUCAACGAUUGCAGCUGAAUUCAACGGGCACACGCAUACCGAUGAGUUCAAGAUCUUCUAUAGUCCAGAAGGUACUCCUAUCAACGUAGCCUGGGGAGGUGGCGGCAUCGUUACUUAUAGCUUCUAUAAUCUUAAUUACAAAAUUGUUAACCUUCAUCCUCAGACUUACGAGCCGGUUAGAAUCCAGAAUUAUAUUUACAAUCUCACCGAAGCAAACCUAACCCCCGACAAGAGACCACAUUGGUUCUUACUAUACGACAUGACCAGUAUGUUCGAAAUAAGUGAUUUGUCACCAAAAACUAUGAAUGACUUGGUGUAUUCAAUGGUAACAGAUCGACGUCAAAUGCUUGAUAUAUACGCAGCCUUCAAUUCGAAACUGAGCGAUAUACUUUGGCCUGUAUGUGAUAAUACAUGUAAACUCAAUAUAUUAUGCAGUACUGUUGUAACAGUACUCUGGGACCGCCGAAAAUGUAAUGAACUUGUGAAACUAUUUUAUUUGUAAACGAAAAAUUUUCAAGGCAAUCAUUUGUAUAAAAUAAAUAAAUAUCUAAAGUUGAAAGUGUAUUUUGUUAUUUAUUUGCAAUGACUUCCUAAAUAUGUAUAAGGACAUCGCAUAUCAGUCCCUUAUCGAUGAAACCAAUGGAACGA